Enterobius vermicularis (human pinworm) is the source of this 345-nucleotide messenger RNA. The record is from the annotation of a GenBank genome assembly. Lineage: Eukaryota; Metazoa; Nematoda; Chromadorea; Rhabditida; Oxyuridae.
AUGAAUAUGAGAGACUUGAGAAUGCAAAACAUGACCGCUGCAAAGCAUGUCAGGAUAACAGCUCGUACAUUUGGAGAAGCGGAAGUCCGUGUUGCGAGAACAUUCUCGCUUCAUCAGACAUGGACAGAAGGCCGUCAUCGGUUGACACGUCUAUGGCAUCAUAAAUUUUUUCAAAGAGGGGUAGGGUAUAACGCAGCAUUUAUUAGCACUGCUAUUAUUUUAUACACGUCAUUAAAGGCUCCGUGUAAUUUGACAUUUAGAAGCAUUGCAAUAUUAGAAGAUGCUGCUGUAAGGCGUACCGUGUGUGAGCUGGAUAUGGCCUAUUUAUGUGAUGGUGAGAAGUAG